Messenger RNA from Sphaeramia orbicularis (orbiculate cardinalfish), 2110 nucleotides. RefSeq names its product chromosome 1 C22orf23 homolog (gene c1h22orf23). The transcript is spliced from 11 exons. Lineage: Eukaryota; Metazoa; Chordata; Actinopteri; Kurtiformes; Apogonidae. The record is from RefSeq and is a predicted model, not a curated record. The coding region runs from base 405 to 1100 and encodes 231 amino acids.
UGGAGGGAGCGUGGUUGGAGAAGGAGCUGAAGGAAGGGAGCACAGCCUGCGUAACAGCCAUCAAGCACCGUCAAAUAACACUGGUUCAACAGAGGACAUGCUGCUUCGACUUCUGAGAAGACCUGUGUGUGAAAGGCUUUUCUGAGAGCUGAGAUGUGUUAAUGAGUGCAGGUGUUUGGCAUGCGGCACAAAGUCUUAACUGAAUGAAGCUAGUAGAAUAUGCAUGGUUCUCACAGAUCGAGGGUCUUCAGUACAGUGGAAGUCUUUUGAAUGAGUGCCGGUAAGGAAAUACAGACGGAACUGCAUCAGAGUGCGCUACUCUGACACGGAAGUGUGUUUAACGGUUGCCUUGGUAACUGCACUGCGUUGUAUCCUGCCCUGAAUCAGAAAAUAAACCCCAUAAAAUGGAGAUGUUCUCAGGGAGUACAGUCAGUGGGGGUCUUUGGAACCAUCCAAGACCAUCCAAGUACAGCAAGGAGACCCAAGAAAUGCUGAGAGUAAUGACACAGGAGUUGAAGCUCACCAACAUCCAGAGGAAACAGAUCAGCGAAUGUAUCAAGAAUGGAAAAGCUUUGCCACUGCCCUCUGACUUCCCUUCAUCAUCAGCUGUUCCUUCUAAGCCUAAAACCAGCAGACCUUCCUCAAACUACCUUCCAACAAGGCCACAAAGACGCACCGCUGAAAUGUGCCGUUCAGGGAACAGCUACACCAGAGAAAAGUUCCAGCCUGGUCCUACACGAGACUUGGAGAAAGAGAAAUGGAGACUUCAGAAUAUUUUGGAAAAGGGAAAAGAUGAGCCUGUAGCAGUGCCUCAGCAUAAUCCUAAUCCAUGUCCAAACCCCGACAUGGAGGAAAAGGACCGGUAUCAAGAGGUUCUUGAUGAAAUAGAGGAAAGAAGACAGUUUUUGGCAGAUAUGGCCUCCUUGGGUCAGGAGAAGGAUUACACCUACAUGAUCAACACUGAAAUAUCUCAGAGAAUCCGAGAGCUGGAAUUGAUGGACAAAACCCGGAGUUCAGAGACAGAGGCAAUGACGUUUGAGAGGAAAGUGCGCAGUGCAGAACACACAGAGGAAAAAGUGGAGUCUAGAACUAAAGACUGACCACAUCUGACUAGACAAUGAUUCACCUUGUAUUUGGACUCUGUAAAGCUUUGGUGUGCAAUACCUCAUUUGUUGUCAUUAAUUACCUCUCAGCAUAUUGUAAUUCAACUAGUCUGAGGCAAAAAAGACCAACCACCUCCUGACUGACAGCUUUAAUUACUGGUAACUGCUGAGAUUCUGUCAGAUGUGCUCUACUCUUCUACUCCAGGUAUCACCGAUCCAACAUGGCAGCUCCUCUAAAUAUCUUGCCUUCACUUUUCCACAACAAAGUGAGAUGUCAUCUAUCUUCAUACAAAACUCUAGCAUUUUACAAAAUUUCUUCCUCCUACACCUUUAACUCACAACUAUUAGAUGUUCUGAAUUCAUCACUUUUGUUUGGUAAAGUGAUCUAAUCAGUAAGUUCAGUGGUCUGGGUUGCAACUACAUGAAUCCAUGAUGUAACCAGACGGCAGUUAAAAACUUUACAUUUACACAUGACACAAACAUGACAUUUUUGCAUGAACUUAUUUUAUUCCUCUGGCCUUCCAGUGUCAGUAUUUUGUAGAAUUCUGCUGCUGUUUUAGGACCAUAUAUAGCAGACACUAAUGCAGUGCUACAGAAGCCCUUGGUUUCAGCUGGACAGGAAGAUAGAAGCGGGACAAAAACAGACAGAAACAGAGGACAAAUAUACACAAACAAAGCACACACCCUUAAUAACAAAACAGGUACAGAAUGAGUAAACUUUAUGGACAUUUACAUUAGCGCCAACAAAUGUUCAUCCAUAUAUGCAAUUAAAUAAGUGGCACUCAUACAAACAAUCUCUGUUAACAGGCUGUUCGUUUUCACUAUUAAGGCAAAACACUAAAACAUUUAAAAAGGCAUUGUAAAAUAUAAAUUAACGAUUGCAUAUUGAGGUUUUUUCAAUAGUUAAAACUGGUGUUUUGCGGCAGCCGUUAAAAUAUUUUCAUCUUUUUUAAUACUUGUUAUUGCAUGAAUGACCUUUGAUAUUAAAACUUACAAUGACAUCUGAA